AUGACCGGAGCCGACGAUGACCGAAGCGAUUCUCGAGCAAGCCGCGAACAGCUACACCAAUAUGGGUUGAUGCAGUCGUCUCACGAGGAACGAUUGCAUCGAGAACAGCAAGAGGAGAAAGAGCAGAGACACCAAUAUCCGCCCAACCCGCUUUCAGGGUUCAAGCGGACGGUCGACGGUACAUUCGAGGCAUUAGGUGGCCUACUACGGCAUACCUUCGCUGGUCGCACAGAUGAGAUGGCAGAGAUCAACAGGCGUUGGACUGGCAGCGAAGAGUGCGAGCCGAUGCGGGAUCCAUAUUCGCCGCCUCUAGGCCCGCCUGAUUGCGAAGUCAUGCGGGAAUUGAUGACCUCCAUCGAGCAGUCGAUUGCGAGGAACGAGCACAUCCCAUAUGAGUUAAUACACGGCCUUUACCGGGAUCCGGAGAGUGCAGGAAGUUUGCAUCGGGCAAAUCGGUGGUUGUCGGUGGAGUGGUUCAAGCGUAACCCAUAUUCGCCUAUUAGGCUGGAAGCACAUCCGCAGCUCGGACAGGCAGGCACAAAAUGGAGAGAAGCUUUCGAGGAGUUGAUGAACGCCUCACUCGGCAAACCGAUCGACUCCAGAGACUCUGUGACCAUGAAGAAUUCGACCUUCCAGCCAACACGGACUGCGCCUGGCUUGGACUGGAUGUUCAGCCUGCAAUCUCGUGGCAUAUUGCCUCCGCUGCUUCCAACUCAUUUUGGGCGCUCCCCGAUCUCUUCAGGCAUAGAUUUCAGGGUUGAAGAAGAUGCGGAUUUCGAAAACUUGUAUGCGGCCUUAUGGGCCCGGCAUGCCCAAGACCCUAAUGAUGAACUUGAGAUGUAUGAGGCACUCGAGCGUGACACAUCUCCGGAGGAAGCGUCCGAGAAUAGUGACAGCGGGGAGUCGAGUAGUCAGGCCAAAGCAGAGCUCGAGAAAGCACAGUUGACUGCAGUCAAAGCAAGCCAGCUCGAUGGGCCUGUGCCACCAGAAACCAAAUCAGGGUUGUGUCUGACUGGGGAUCAGCAAGAAGACUUCGAUGACGCUAACUAUGCGUUAUGGGAAGCGCUCUGGGCCAAGAAUGUCGACUUCGCAUCCAGAGUCCUCUCCGACUGGCACAAAAUGUACGACAGCGUGGAAGAGCUAGUCGACGCUCCAUGGCAAAACUUUCUCCGAACAUCAGGUCUGGCACCAACUUCAGAAUGGUUCUCUAUCUUGACAGAGGCUCUUCGACAGAGUCAAAUACCGGAGGACGACGUUCACAAAGACACAGCCUUCUCAGCGCAGACGAAGCAACUAGAGCGCGUUGACAGACUUCCGAUGGAUGAGAAGCGGUAUCGGUAUGAUAUGCGACAACGAGUGAAGGAGCUGUUGUCGGAUGCUAUGAAUGAGGAGACUUCGGCUGAGCUUGCGAGGGCGUCAACAUCGGAUCUGGAGCAGUUCCUGGAGAGGCUGGAGCAGGAGAACGACAACCUGGAGGCCAUGUUCGCUGGUCGCGCGGAGCUGGGACCCCCAAGGGAGGUCGUUUCCGUCCGCAAAGCCGAACUUGCGGAACCGAGGAACCCCGAAGUGCCACAACGUACAAACGACGAACCGCGAAAGCCAGACGUCCUCUCAAUCCUCAGCACGACCCAGACAACGCGCCUACCAGACGGGACAGUGACGACCAAAGUCGUACUCAAGAAGCGCUUCGCAGAUGGACGAGAGGAGUCCACAGAAAGUACGCAUACCAGAAACGAGCUCGCCGAGGAGAAUGCGAAGCAGCAGGCACAGGCUGCGGAGGACAACGAGGAGAAGAAGCCGUGCGGGUGGUUCUGGUCAUGA
Messenger RNA from Zymoseptoria tritici IPO323, 1821 nucleotides. RefSeq lists its product as uncharacterized. NCBI's taxonomy places the organism in Eukaryota, Fungi, Ascomycota, Dothideomycetes, Mycosphaerellales, Mycosphaerellaceae. The coding region runs from base 1 to 1821 and encodes 606 amino acids. The transcript has a single exon. The record is from RefSeq and is a predicted model, not a curated record.